Messenger RNA from Peronospora matthiolae, 477 nucleotides. The record is from the annotation of a GenBank genome assembly. Lineage: Eukaryota; Oomycota; Peronosporomycetes; Peronosporales; Peronosporaceae.
AUGAACAUGUUAGAUGAUGAAGAUGACCAAAGCUUUCACGUUGCGCGUGACGGCUACUCCCAUUUGAUCGAUGUCGAAUGGGAUGCGGUUGAACGAAUGGGUUCAACCAUGGGCAUCCAUGCUGUUAGCGUCAUGCUAGAGGCUCUCAAUAGAGAUGCCCAACAUGCUACUAUCGCCAAGUUCAUUCAAAAUGAACUUGACGCUAAACGCGAGAAAGUAGCCUUGCUUCACCAACAAGGUUCUCAACAAUCAGAGUUGUUGAGAGAACAGGGUGCUCAACAGUUUGAACUGUUGAGACAGCAGCAGGCUGCUGCUGGUGGGUCGAUGCACUCGCGUCGACCAGAAACCUUGAAGAUUGACAUCUUCAAGUAUAGGGGAGUCGAAGAGGACUCCUUCUUGAGAUGUUUCGUCGAAUUAGACGACGCCAUAAGGGCGCGUCGCAUCGACGACGGGGAUAUGCAAUUUGCAUUCUGGUAG